CCUAAACUAAAAACUGCAUAGGCAUUAAAAAUUAAAAAUAAAAAUACUCUCAGAAUUGCAGGUCCCCGAAACAGGUUCGAUUUUCAAGGGAACAAUGGCAGCUGAGUCGUCGAGUUCCGUUCGAAAAGUGAUUGUUCAAUUAAAAGCAACUGCCGAUGCUCCUAUACUCAAGCAAAACAAGUUCAAGAUAGCUGGAACUGAUAAAUUUGCUAAGGUGAUCGACUUUCUGCGGAGACAACUUCACAGAGAAACAGUGUUUGUAUAUGUCAACAGUGCAUUCUCUCCAAACCCUGAUGAAUUGGUUAUUGAUCUAUUUAAUAAUUUUGGCGUUGAUGGUAAACUGCUGGUCAAUUAUGCUUGUUCCAUGGCAUGGGGCUAGUUAGCAGUCAUAAAUAUGCUGUUAAUGUAGUGUUCAUACUGUAAGAAGUAAGAACCAUUCUGUCACACAUAUAACUCUAUUUCUACUUAGGGAAAAAAGGAAUUGAUUUAGCAAUUUUCACCUUAUCCUUUCUUCUUUCAUAUCUUCCCAAUUACUAAUUUUCUCGGUUGUUACUUCUGUGGAUUUCUUCAAACGAGGGGUAAAUGAUUUGUCGAUAGCCAGAAGAUUUUGAUAACCCAGAUGAAGAUGAUAGCAGAUGACUAACAUGUAUUUUAGACAAGGAUUAUUUCUUUCGUUUGAUUGCUUAUUUCAUUACUUCUAGUUCUUUCAUUGUCCUGGGUUGGGUACAUGAGUAAUGUAAUUUUAAUUCCACAUGAUUUGACCAGAUAACAAUUGUACAUCUUCAUAUGUUUCAAGUAAAAUCAUCAUUUGGCCUCCAA
Jatropha curcas is the source of this 819-nucleotide messenger RNA. RefSeq names its product Ubiquitin-like superfamily protein (gene ATG12A). Gene Ontology annotation, biological process: glycophagy; autophagosome assembly; autophagosome maturation. The record is from RefSeq and is a predicted model, not a curated record. Gene Ontology annotation, cellular component: phagophore assembly site membrane; autophagosome membrane; Atg12-Atg5-Atg16 complex. Gene Ontology annotation, molecular function: Atg8-family ligase activity. Lineage: Eukaryota; Viridiplantae; Streptophyta; Magnoliopsida; Malpighiales; Euphorbiaceae.